Molecule: messenger RNA, 804 nt
Organism: Fusarium tjaetaba
Lineage: Eukaryota; Fungi; Ascomycota; Sordariomycetes; Hypocreales; Nectriaceae
Exons: 1
Coding region: 1-804 (267 amino acids)
Source: RefSeq, a predicted model, not a curated record
AUGCCGCUGCCACUCGUACUCAUCAAUACUCCUAUUGAUCUGGGGAAAAUCAAGCUAGGCAACCUAGUGCCUAACGUCAGCCAGCCUCAUAUCGACGCCUUUGAGCCGAUUGCCCUCCCAGAAGAUGCAAUACAUGUUUCGGAACAGCUAGACUUCCGAACGCGUAUUGAACAAAAGAAAGGAUCGACCUUGGAGGCCACUCUUACUCAGCUUCUUUCGGGGUCUUGGAGCAAUUCCCAAACACACGUGCUCAAUCUUUCGGCGUGCAAAGCCAUGUCUUACGAGGUCAAAAGUCCUCUCGCUUUCUUCAAAGAGAUUAUAUCUCAAGAGCGCACGCGGAUGAGAUUACAAGACGCCAUCGGUGACGGCCACAAAAUGUACGUGAUUACUGCUCUUCGGACUGUGAUCAACGCCGAGGUAUCUCAAUCCAUCUCGACCUCGAAGGCUAUUUCUACAGGGGCUGGUGUCCCAUUAGGCGCCAUCCUAGCAGGGGGUAUUGACCCUACAGGUGGACUGGCAGAUAUUCAAGGUAAUCUGAGAAGAGGGAACAGCGCGCAGCAGACACAGGUAUAUCUAUCUUCAACAGAGCAAGUGUAUGCUGUUGGUUACAGACGCAUCGGAUUCAAGUGGUUUGUUAGCAAGAAUGUCGAUAGGGCGUUCUUGGAUGUUAAGAAUAGGUGGAAGGUCAUGGGAGAGGAAAUCAUGGGGGAUGAAGAUGAAGACGAGGCGGAUAUCAUUGAAGCGGACUUGGAAGAAUCACUGGAGGGCGAUGAUAUGAGCCAAGUUGAGAUGCUAUAUGAUUAA